UGACUUUUUAAAAAUGUUUGAAAAGUCCAAUUGGUUCAUUCUGUUUCUUGUUUUGUAAGACUUUCAUUCUGUUUCUUGUUUUUGUUAAGACUUUUUUUCUGGUUCAUAAACGUUGUAUCCAUUCAGUUAUUUAAUAGAAUAUCGUUUUACGUAAAACAGUAUAAAAAAUAAAAAUAAAAGAAAAGUAUUCGUGUUUGACCAAAAAAAAAGACUAAGUAUAUAAAAAAACUAUAUUUUCGUAAGACUAGUUCUGUUAUCCCAACAAGUUAAUCGUUGACUUGAAAUGCAAGAAAAAAACAAUCAUGUUUUUGUAGACAUUCCAAGAAAUCAUCAAUUCCCAGGUUAACUUUCUUGUCCAAAAGGAACUAAAAUUUUUAGGCAGAGCGUAAUAUGGAGAGACCAGUGAGCUUUGACGUGACCGACUAUAACCCGGAGGGAGAUGACUGGAGCAACGACUUAAUACCUCACAGAGAUUCGAUGAGCAGACCAUCGUCACCACCGAUCCACCAAAAUCCGGAAAUGAAAGUCCCUGAGGACGCAACGGAGUACGUGACCAUCACGCUAGACAUUGUGGGAAACAACGUGGUCGUUGAGGAGAACGCAGAGCCGAUGGUACGGAGGCGGCAAGAGUCGAGGAAGAAGUCUGUGGUGAAUCGUCGUACACUCGAUGAACCAUCAAGAUCGAAGUUUGACUCGUCAGAGGCCUUGAAAGGUUUUACAAUGUUCAUCAGCAUGACCGAUGCUGGUUGGAUCGCCGUGGAGAGGCGGUUUGAUAAGAUGACUGCCAAAACUGGUGGAUUGCUAGAUCCGUUAAAUUUUGGUGAAUGCCUAGGUAUAAACUCGAAGGAAUUUGCCUUGGGAUUGUUUUACACAUUGGCAAGUCAAAGAGAUAUAUCAUGUGAGGGGGUUAGUAAAAGUGAACUAUUGGAAUUAUGGUGUCAAAUAAAUGAUCAAUGCUUUGACUCCAGGCUUAGGAUGUUCUUUGACAUGGCAGAUAAGGAUGGUGAUGGUAGACUAUCAGAAGAAGAAGUUAAACAGUUUAUAAGGCUUACUGCAUCCGCAAACACUCAAUCCACCACACAGAACAUGGUUGAUAAAUAUGCAGCAAUGAUCAUGAAAGAGCUUGAUCCAUAUGAUUUUGGAUACAUCAUGAUGGAAAGUCUUAAGGAAUUACUGCUGGAUGUGGAAACACUCUCUGAAAAUAAAAUAACAAGUACUGAUCAGGAAACAAAGAAGCCUACAACAAAGAGAUGGUACAAAGUUAUUCGAGACAUCCCAUCCUCCUCUUUGAUUCCUUGCUUGAAGAAGACAUCAUCUACAAAGAAGACAUGAUUCGUCAAAUUCUCAAGCGUACAUCACAUGAACAGAAAUGGAUUACAAGUCACAACUCACAAGACACGUAAACAGUCCAAACCCACCUCAAAACUGUUUUGUUUUUUUCCAAUUUUGUAAGAUUAUACUUUGAUUACAUUUGAAGUAAAUCGUGAAACUAUGUACUUUUUUUUUCCAUUUGGACUGAUUAAAGUCGAUUUAUCUUACUGAUUAA
Molecule: messenger RNA, 1546 nt
Organism: Brassica rapa (field mustard)
Lineage: Eukaryota; Viridiplantae; Streptophyta; Magnoliopsida; Brassicales; Brassicaceae
Product: respiratory burst oxidase homolog protein C
Molecular function (GO): oxidoreductase activity, acting on NAD(P)H, oxygen as acceptor; calcium ion binding; peroxidase activity
Source: RefSeq, a predicted model, not a curated record